This is a messenger RNA of Lindgomyces ingoldianus, 1913 nucleotides long. RefSeq names its product Krr1-domain-containing protein. The transcript is spliced from 2 exons. Gene Ontology annotation, biological process: endonucleolytic cleavage in ITS1 to separate SSU-rRNA from 5.8S rRNA and LSU-rRNA from tricistronic rRNA transcript (SSU-rRNA, 5.8S rRNA, LSU-rRNA). Gene Ontology annotation, cellular component: 90S preribosome; nucleolus. Bases 45 to 1913 code for a protein of 622 amino acids. The record is from RefSeq and is a predicted model, not a curated record. Lineage: Eukaryota; Fungi; Ascomycota; Dothideomycetes; Pleosporales; Lindgomycetaceae.
CGAAAGAUCGAGUAGUUAAGCACGUGAAGGGCAUCAAACAUGAAAUGGGUGAUAGGCCCAUUCCACCACGACCGGCCAAGAAAGCGAAAUUGCUUGACGGCAGCGACGAUGAUUCGAGUGAUGCUGAAGGCGGGGGUUCGUUAAAGGUGAAUGAGGAGUUUGCACGACGAUUCGAACACAACAAGAAACGGGAGGAGAAGCACAGAUCCUUGUCCAACCGCAAUAGUGAAGUCCUCGAUUCCGAAGAAGACUCCGAGGACGACGAGGAUGAAGAUGAUGACGGUGAGCUUGCGACCGAAGCCCUCGAUGCAGACAUCAUGGCCACGCUGCAGGCUAUUCGCUCUAAAGAUCCCCGUGUCUUUGACAAAGACGCCACAUUCUACCGGCCGAUAGACGACGACUAUGUGCACGGUACCAAUGCGACAAGGAGGGAGAAGCCAAUGACUUUGAAGGAAUACCACACGAAGAAUCUACUAGAGGGAAAGUUCAAUCCAGAAGAUGAGGAUGACACACUGCCGAAGACAUAUGCACAAGAGCAGGAAGAAGCCCGCCAGAAUCUUGUCAAGGAGAUGCACGCUGCCGGAGACUCCGAUGGGGAAGGUGAUGACUUCUUAGUGGCCAAAUCCAAAUCCAAGUCCUCGAAGAAGCAGCGCAUGAAGAUUACUGAGGAGGAUGUGGAGAAUGCUGACAAGGAUCCGGAAACGUUCCUAUCCAACUUCAUGGCUGCCCGAGCCUGGGUCCCCACCGAUGGAUCCCACUUCAAGCCCCUGGAGUCCGACGAUGACGACGAAGAUGAUCGUGCUGACGACUUUGAGAAUGCAUACAAUCUGUACUUCGAGGACCCAAGCACAGCCAACGAGAAGCUCGUCACGUAUGCUCGUGAUGCAGUGGCUAGCACGUCGGUCCGCCGGGACAAGCCAAGCAACCGCCAAAAAGCCCGCGACGCCGCCAGGGCAAAGCGAGAAGCCGAAAGGAAGCAGAGAGAAGAGGAGUUGGCGCGUCUGCGAAAGCUGAGGAUCGAUGAGGUGGAAGAGAAGGUCAAACGGAUACGGAAGACGGCUGGAGUGAGCGGCAAGCAAUUCAAAAUAGACGAGUGGAGAGAUGUCCUUGAAGCGGAUUGGUCAGAUGACCAGUGGGAUGACGAGAUGCGGAAUCGGUUCGGUGACGCCUAUUACAAUGCGGAAGAUCGUGAGGCAGGGUCGGGCAGCGAUGAAGAGAUCAAAGGAAAGUAUAAGAGGCUAAAGAAACCGAAAUGGGAUGACGAUAUCGAUAUCAAGGAUCUAGUCCCCGAUUUCGAUGACGACAACGAACAGCCUGUUUUCACACUGUCUUCUGACGAUGAGGAUGACGCUGUUGCCGAAGCCGAAGAGGGUGACGAAGAAGAGCAUCACCGCCCUACCAAGAGCUCGAAAAAGCGCAAACAAGAACGCGCCGACACAAAACGAGAUACCCGCCGUGAUCGUCGCAUCAUCGAAUCACUCGUGGACUCUACCCUAAAUUAUGAGACUACCAUCGCCUCCAGGCCAAAACCACCCACACAAUUCCGCUACCGAGAAACAUCUCCGACUACCUUCGGUCUAACUCCUCGCGACAUCCUCCUUGCCAACGACACGCAGCUGAAUGAAUUCGCGGGGCUAAAGAAGUUAGCGGCGUUCCGGGACCCAGGGAAGAAGAAGAAAGACAAGAAGUAUCUUAGCAAGAAGGCGAGGUUAAGGCAAUGGAGGAUGGAGACUUUUGGGGAUGAGGAGGGACCGAAGGGUGGUUUUGAGCUGCUGCUUGGGGAUGAGGGGGGACCUGUGAGUGGCAAUGGCGGGCAGGGUGGUGCGGACGGCUGCGUCGAUAUUCGGGAAGGGGGUGAUGGGAAGAAGAAGAAGCGGAGCAAGAAGAGGAAGGCCACAUCCAUGGACGCGUGA